UCAUAAUUGGAUUACGAAAUUCCUUCGUGAUCAGACGUGUUUACUUUCUGUAGCAGACAAAUGGAUGUUGUAGAGGAAACUGGCGGGCUGAUAAGGGAGCCCAUAAUAACAAUCUGUGAAUUAAGUGACUAUGCACAGGGACUUGAUGAAAAAGACAAACGACAGUAUGUAGAAAAACUAGUUAAAUGUGAAAUAGAUACAGUUAUAGCAGAUAAAAUCUACCAACGACUGCUGCGUUGCCGCGAUGACGACAAAUGUCAAAAAAGAUGUCGAACAGCUAGGGCUGUGGCCCGGGUCAUGAAAACCCGGGUUAGAUCCCGGGUCAAGGAAAAAAAAAACCCGAUAAAAGGCAACCCUUUAAGGAAUUUUUUUUUUUCGGGACGGGUUUCGGGACGGUUCAAGGGGUUCUCGGGCUAACCCGAGAUGUGGCGCCAUCUAGUAGUAAGACAAAGAAGGUUUUAACUCUUACGCUAAGUUACGAGUCAACAAAGCAGAAUGGCUUAAAAACAUAGCAAUCUACAGUAACGGUCAGGAAUCGGGGUAUCUCUCUGCGUACUUGGGAACUUAGGUCCUCCCACCAAGUCACCAACCCACAGGCGCCUCGGGAUGUUUGUCUCAAUAUAGUGCUGCUACUGGUGACCAAUUUUCAAAACAAUUUUUCCAUUUUCCACAAUUUCUUCACAAGUUUUACACAAUUCUAUGCCAAACAAAAUCACAUAUAGUUUUGAACUGCUGGAGACUAUGCUAAAAUGCUAUGCUUUCCUACUUCAAGUUCUAGCUCAUUGUAAAAAAAUGUAAAGAUAUUGUGGAUAGUGAAAAAAAUCGUUUUGAAAAUUGGCCACCAUUCGCAGAAAACGUCCAAAUGUACCUAAAUCCUGUCAAUCAGGCGACGCUGCUGGCAAAAAAAGAAGUUUUCCAAAUAUAAACGUUGUAAUGGUUGAGUCCGAUGACGAGACUAAAAAGAAGAGAAGAAAAGUGCAUUUGACCCGAUAAUUACGCGGGACAUUACCCGACCCGGGUUGUUUUUUCUGAUCCACGGGUCAAGCGGGACGGGACAUUUUUUUUGGAUCGUCGACCCGGUUCAAAACCCUUUAAGGAAAAAAACCCGUUAAUUUUAACCCUUUAAGAAAAAGUAUUCUAUUACUCUGGCCCUAGGCUCAGGGGUAAAUGCCUUUAAAUAUACUGUAACAUGUGGCAUCGUUGCAAAACUGCAAUAACAACUAUGGCGACUUCAGUGUUACGCGUUGGAUACCGGCUAAUUCAACAUGGUAUUGUCAGAAGGUAUUCGCAAGAAACUCGCCGGCCAACGUUCAUUUCCAGGGUUAUCGAAAAUAUUCGUCAAGAAAUGGCCAAAAAUAAAGAGAUGAAAGAGAAUCUCAAGAAAUUCAGAGAAGAAGCCCAAAAACUUGAAAACACAGAUGCAUUAAAGAAAGCCAGAGAAAAAUUUCAAGCUGUUGAAUCAGAAGCAUCCAAAGGCACAGAUGUCUUGAAGGGUAAAGUAAAUGUAUUGAAAGAGAAGGUUCAAGAAGUGCUUUCAGAUGCUCAGAAAACAGAGUUUGUGAAGAAAGCUGGACAAAUAACAGAAGGUAUAGGCAAAACAGCAAAGGAAGCCACUGACACAAUAGUGGAAACUGGACAGAAAAUCAGCAAAACAGCACCCUUCAAGACAAUUAGUGAAACUGCUGAUGCUGUGCGAAAAGAAAUAGACUUAUCUGGAGCAAGAAUAUACAGGAGACCGGUAGUAUUGAGGAAACGCAAACAAGUUAUAUCUGAAGAAGAUUCAAAUGCGAAGCCCAUUGAAAUUAAUACUGAAGCAACUGGUAUUGAACUGCAUAAAGAUUCAAAAUUUUACCAGAGUUGGCAAAAUUUUAAGGAUAAGAAUCCUUAUGUUAACAAAGUUCUUGAUUGGAAGAACAAGUAUGAAGAAAGUGAUAAUGCGGUCAUUCGCGCUUCACGUUUGCUUACAGAAAAAGUUGUCGAUAUAAUGGGAGGCCUAUUUCAAAAAACCGAUAUGAGUGAAGCGCUUACAGAAAUAUGUAAAAUGGAUCCGGAAUUCAGCAAAGAAGAAUUUUUGAAAAAGUGUGAAUUUGACAUCAUUCCUAAUGUUCUUGAAGCCAUGGCCAGAGGGGAUCUUGACAUUUUGAAAGAUUGGUGUCAUGAAGGGCCUUAUAAUAUUCUUUCAACCCCCAUCAAACACGCACUUUCUCUGGGUUAUUUCAUCGAUUGUCGCGUGUUGGACGUCGAUAAUGUUGACUUAGCCAUGGGUAAGGUCAUGGAGCAAGGCCCCAUAUUAGUUAUAACCUUUACUGCCCAGCAAAUUAUGUGUGUCAGGGAUAAAGCUAAUAACAUCGUUGAAGGCGAUCCCGAGAAAGUGAUGCGAGUCAACCACGUUUGGGUUUUGUGUAGAGACCAAGCUGAACUGGAUACAAAUGCGGCAUGGCGUCUGAUGGAUUUAUCAGCGAAUAGCAGUGAACAGUUUAUUUAAAAUAUACUAGGUUCAAUUCAGAAAUAGACAUGUUAUUAAAUGAAGCACAGACUACGAAGUAAAGACCGAUAUCAUCGCCAUAAGGCUGAGAGAAAUACAGUAGGCGAUGCUUGGUCUUAACCGCUAGGGGCAUGGCGUACGUAUUGGACACCCACGGGUGUCUACUACAAUUCCCGCUAAUACGUGUGAAGCACGUAUUCAGUACUAAAAUGUGAAAAAAGCUGAAAAAUUUGUCCAAUACGUACGCCAUGCCCGUAGCGGUAAGACCGAGCGUCGCCUACACAAUGAGAUAGGGGAUAUCGGUCUUUAUUUCGUAGUCUGUGAAUGAAGUAAGAAAUAACAUUUUCCAAAGACAUGCAGCUCUUACCUGAUUAUGCGUCUGGUAUUUCCUCUAUGUGAAAUAAGUGUUAUCCCUAUACUGAUGUCGAAUUUACACCAGAUGUGAGGCUUAUGACGACUAUAGCUUUAUCAAAUGUACAGUGACAUAACAAAAGACAAACGUCUAUAGCAUGCUAAGCUUCAUAAUUGCUGUAAGAAUUCAUCACCAGUUGUUCCGCGUUUCCAUAUAGAACUCUUGUCUAAAGAAAAAUGUAUCUCAUACUUCGUCAUUUGUUAUACAGCAUUGUGAUUCAUUGUUUUUUUUACACAAAAGGUUCUUGAA
Messenger RNA from Daphnia magna, 3146 nucleotides. Its product is annotated as mitochondrial import inner membrane translocase subunit TIM44. Gene Ontology annotation, cellular component: mitochondrial inner membrane. Gene Ontology annotation, biological process: protein import into mitochondrial matrix. Gene Ontology annotation, molecular function: protein-folding chaperone binding. The coding region runs from base 1190 to 2485 and encodes 431 amino acids. The transcript has 7 exons. The record is from RefSeq and is a predicted model, not a curated record. Lineage: Eukaryota; Metazoa; Arthropoda; Branchiopoda; Diplostraca; Daphniidae.